AUAUCGUGACGAGCGUAUUCUCAACCAUUAAAAUUAAUGUCUUCGUGUGAAGCCGAGACCGGGGAUUGCUAGUAUAAGUAGUGACAAGUAGGGGGUAGAACGCCGAGGGUCUCUCUCUCCCUCUUUGCAAACGGCACGGAAGUGUUCGUCGUCGGUCCGUCGGACGACGGGACGACGGCAGUGUUUCGCUUGCGCAGCAGCGUGUCACAUCGCGCCAGUUUCGAGAGACCCUCGUCAUCGGAAGCCCCGCCGAGUCUCGGGCGAGGGAGCGGCGAGUCCGUCUGCGCUCGUGAUAAAGUCGCGUGAGCAUAAUCGUUGCGGGAGAAAGAACGUAGAGAAAAAGAAAAAAGAAAGGGCGGAAAGCUCGCGUGUUCGAAAUCCGUCUCGUGUCGUCCCGCGUUCGUUGUCCCUACGGCCGCGGAAGAUGGCUCCGUCGUGUUUCGAGGUGAUCCUCGUCGGCUUUAUCCUCGUGCUGCCGUUUCUCUACGAGACCAGCCGCACCUUCCGCUAUUACUUCAAGUUCCUCAUUUAUUACGGCGUCGUGAUGAUGAUCGCAGUCGUGCUCAUGCCCAUCCUCUCGUUGCGGCCUGGCAAUAUCAAGAACUUCCUAAUAGCAUCGUGGUCGUGUCAAAGCAUUAGUACUCUACUAGGACUACGAUGGGAGCUACGAGGAAGGGAGCACUUGGAGAAGAAUAGAGCUUGUAUAAUUGUGGCAAAUCACCAGAGCUCAUUAGACAUAUUGGGAAUGUUUGAUCUUUGGCCGGUGAUGGACAAAUGCACUGCCGUUGCCAAAAAAGAAAUUUUCUAUGCAUGGCCGGUCGGUCUGGCCGCAUGGUUGUGUGGUCUAAUUUUCAUCGAUAGAAUGAAUUCCGAGAAAGCGCGAUCCGCCCUCAAUACCGCCACGAAGGAAAUCAAGGAUAAGAAGAUUAAACUGUGGAUAUUCCCCGAGGGAACUAGACGUAACACUGGUGAGAUACACCCAUUCAAGAAGGGUGCCUUCCAUGUCGCAAUCAGAUCGCAGUUACCCAUACUACCAGUCGUAUUCUCUUCUUAUUAUUUCUUAUCCGCGAAAGAGAAGAGAUUUGAUUCCGGACGCAUCGUCGUGACGACAUUACCACCCAUUUCAACUGAGGGACUCAGCACGGACGACGUAGAAGAAUUAAUGGAAAAAACACGAAGCACCAUGAGUGAAGUAUUUCAUGCGACAAGUCGCGAAAUUCAACAAUCCCUUCCUGUUCGGUAAGAAUACAUCGAAUGAUCAUUAUUAGGUUGUAACGGGCUUAUCUUAUAAAAAAAUGAGCAAAUGUAUGCUUACUUCUUUAUAAGCCGUGAAGGGAAAAAUUUUUACGAAACAUAGGUCGAGACAAGAUCUGUGAGAACGGAGGGUUUUUUAUUCUUCAAACUAACAAUACCACUCUGCAUCCCACUAUAAAUAUUUACGAAAAAUUAAGAAUUUCUAAGUUUUUAUGAUCUUAUAUCAAUCUAUUUUUUCGUAAAAAUUUUUCCACCAAAGAGAAUAUUAGUAAAUAAGUCUCCACGCGGGAACCAAAGACUUAGUGUCCGAAUAAUGUUUUCUUAUUGUUAUAUAAUCUUAUUGGUAUAUAGUAGUAUCAUAGUAUCCUAAUUUAUAUUUUAAUCUCUCCGAUUCAGAAAAAGUAGAUAAUAUUCGAAUUUGUACUCGUCUACAUUCUUCUUAUAUUUUAAUUUGUUUAUUUAUUAUUGGAUAAAUCUCGCGAGAAUUUAAACAAUUCUUCAGCAUUUAUGAUUAAUAAAGACAUCGAGUAAUCUUUAUUGUCAUAUCAUCUAUAUUUGAGAUAUCUGGAUGAUUUGGUGAUUCUUGCAUAAAACGAACUUCACGUAGUACAAUAGCGCCUACAAAGCACUUAGAAAACGCUUUCUAUGUGCUACUGUGCUACGUAUGUUUUUAGUUUAAAAAUAUGUAUUUUGAAGCAAAAGGAAAAAAAUGCGUGUGGUAAAAUAAGUAUAGUCAGAAGAGUUAUAUACAUCGCUGAAGAAUUACAUAAAUAUCAUUAUUAAUUAGAUGUAAUUUAAAAAAAAUUGCAUACGAUAAAUUCUUAAAGUAUACGGUAUAUACUCUUUACGGACGCGAAGGUAGUGAGAGAAAAAAAAGAAAUUUUCGAUAUGUAUAUCAUUUUCGUAGAGUUACGGAUUGUAAAUAUGAUUAGAAUGCAUUUUUGUAUAAAUUGUGGAAACAUUGUUGACGUUUAUACUUAAAGGUUUGUACUAAAUUCCACUAGAUAUAUUUUGAUAUGUAUAAGAUACGCUUGUACAUUCCCACUUGUUUGUUUUAUGCUUCCAUUUGUUUUCAUGUGAUUAUCUAAAGUGAUUAAAACAGAUAAAGGUACAUGUAAUGAUAGGAAAAAAAUGCUUUAAUUCUAAAUAUUUAAAAGAGAGAAGUUUUAACAUUCUUUCGAAUAAUUUUCCGAAUGUAUAUUUCCUCUGAAGUAUAAAGUGAAAUUUAAUUACAAUUGUUAAUUGAUUCGUCAUUGUAAAUCGAAAUAAUUAUUCAUAAUCCAGAUAAUAAGAAAAAUGAUAUUUUAAUCGACAUUAAGCCUCAAGCACAUUAUAUUCACAUUGUGCUGCAAUGUACAUACAUACGUUUUCACCUAUUAGUUAUGAUUGCGAUAUUGCGAAAAUGAUCUUGUCGAUAUUAAACUUUAGUCCUUGGGCAUUUUUUAAAUAAUCUAUUGCACUUUUAAUUGAAAUACGUCUCUAUUCUCUAUGUAUAUUACAUAUAACAUGGGUGAAAUGUCACAUUCAACAUUAAAAGAUUAUAAUAUCAUUUACACUAUUUUCCAAAUAGCGAUUGUGUUCAGUUUAGCAUAGCUUAUAUAAUAACUUAUCAGCAGCGAUUAAUAAUAAUUGACCAAGGAAACCUAGUUCUUGGCAAAACAAGCAUUAUGUAAUUGGGCUUGUAUUUAUCUUCCAAGAAUGAUUUCUAACAUUCAGUAUACUUAUUGGCAAGUGCCUCGUUUUUUAAUAUUCUACAAAA
Molecule: messenger RNA, 3013 nt
Organism: Acromyrmex echinatior (Panamanian leafcutter ant)
Lineage: Eukaryota; Metazoa; Arthropoda; Insecta; Hymenoptera; Formicidae
Gene: Agpat1
Product: 1-Acylglycerol-3-phosphate O-acyltransferase 1
Biological process (GO): phosphatidic acid biosynthetic process
Cellular component (GO): endoplasmic reticulum; membrane
Molecular function (GO): 1-acylglycerol-3-phosphate O-acyltransferase activity
Source: RefSeq, a predicted model, not a curated record